Messenger RNA from Botrytis cinerea B05.10, 5310 nucleotides. RefSeq lists its product as hypothetical. Gene Ontology annotation, cellular component: nucleus. The record is from RefSeq and is a predicted model, not a curated record. NCBI's taxonomy places the organism in Eukaryota, Fungi, Ascomycota, Leotiomycetes, Helotiales, Sclerotiniaceae. Gene Ontology annotation, molecular function: methyltransferase activity. The coding region runs from base 307 to 4899 and encodes 1530 amino acids. The transcript has 2 exons.
GAAGACAGGUGAUAUGAUCUGGUUACUCUCUCUUGUGAAUUUCCCUACAUGGUUAAGUUGUCGCUCUUGCGUAUCUACACUGUAUUCACUGCUUUCUUUAUGCAGAACUAGCUCCACCAACUGCAAUCACUCUUUUGUCCUUUGUGUUUUUACAAACGCAACUGUCAUUACUGGAAGUCAUCGACGUUCUUGGAAUCUUGUCACAGAUUUUUGUGUGCCUUCAUGAAUACCUGAUGGCUGUUACGGGAAACUAGACACUUAACCGCCAUUGUAAAUCUCUCCUGUUGUAUUGAGCGCCUGCAAUAUAUGAUGCCACCUAGAUGCUGGGUACCAACAGGAGGAGAAACUUCAGCUUCAACCUUAAACUCAACAGAAAGCUCUGCUAGCUCCAUUUUGGGCCAUUCAAAUAAUUUCAAAACAGAUAUCGUCUCUCAACCUUUAGCUACAAGCAGAUAUAGCCACUCAGAACAGCAUCAGAGCCUUGAAUCUAGUAACUCUGCUUUGAGCUCUUUGCACACAAUGCUUCAUUCCGGCAACUUUAUCAGAGGUCAAUCAAAUUCAACUGAUGAUUCCGAAUUAUUACAGCCACAACUUAUUGCAGAGCAGCUUAUACUGGACCAAAUAUCGCCUACAGAUGCUGACGGAAAGGUCGCAACUCCAAGUCUAAUGAGUAAAGUUGGUACUAUACAACCAACAGAACUUAUUUAUCCCAAGUCACUGUACCAUGGCUAUAUCCCUCCUUUGCCUGCAAGCAAAGAGCAUUUCGUAUGCUCGGCUUUAUUACAGGAAUUCAAGAAGAAAGGUAGGACAGAGGUGUCAUCGACGCAGGAAGAUUUUGUGGAAUUUGAGUUGGCCGAAUUUUCGAUUUACAUGCCUGACACAGCUCUCUAUGGGCAUGAGCUGCGUGGCCUACAAGACCUUGCUAGUAAACUCGGUCAUUCAUGCUUCCUAUUCGACGGCGUUCUGAGUCUAGGGAACUUCCGAUACUAUGUUCAAGGCGUACCAUUCAAAGUAUGCUCAAUAGGAAAUUAUGGUGAAGAAUUUGAUGAUGUUGAUGGUGCUAUAUGGCUUCAGUCUGAUCUCAACAUAGAAACCAAUAUUUACUAUCGACUCAAAAAGCCCGCGUCGGAAUAUUCUCGUUUUCAUCUUGGAUUUUCAUGGUUGGCGAAUCUGUCGAAGCAUUUUGUUGAUUACUCUUUAGCAUGUCAGGGAAAAAGGGAAAGGGUGUCGAUCCACAAAUUUCGGGCAGACUUUGCGCAGUGGUGCCAAAAGACACAUACAGAAUCAUCAAAAUUCCAAUCUUGGUAUCUCGAAUAUGGUCGAGAUGAUUUCAGACAAGCCAUCUCAGCAAAUAUAAACUUUUUGUUCAAGGAAUCGGUGGGUGUAACAUCAAAACUUCGCUCGUUGUACAUCUGGAAGGAAGCAUUGGAGCUCACAAGCAUUAAAGAACAUCCAAUCAAAGAAAACAUGACCAUCGUCACGCCAUACGUUUAUGAAUGCUUCAGUCAUCUAAGGUUCGGUCACCUACUCAAGCCUCUGGUACCAACUAUAUUUGCAGAGAAUGUACAAGAACCAGAGGAUCAAUCACUGUCACUUUCGCCAAGAAAGACACGCAUUUCUUGUGAUCCCACUCUGACAAUCAAGCCUCGAGGCAAAUUCUUCUAUGGCAGUAAAGCUAGUCUAGGAGCCAGGAUGGGCCAGGAUGGGGCCAUAAAACGGCAGCGGAUGCUUGAUGCUAUCAAAAUAGGAGACGUUUUAUCAGUCACCAAGGAUGGAGCAGAUUCUGUGUGGAAAGACGAGUCUAGCAAAUGGAAAACAGAAGACAGUUGUUGGUAUUUGUAUGUACAAAUCAAGCAUCAAAGUCUUCGUGGCAAUUACUCUUUCGAUGGCAUUUGGCUUUAUAAGCCUUCUGAUACUAGUUGUGCAAAGAUGAAGUAUCCAUACGCCAAAGAACUGUUCCUCAGUGACAACUGUACUUGUGGGUCUCGGGAUUCUCGGAUAGCACAUGAUGAAGUCAUUGACAUCAUACCUAUAAUCUGGCAUGGACUACCGUCAGAAACGGACAUCUUCGUUCGUCAGACAUAUCUCCGCCACGAGAGUUUUGUAACAUUAAAAGAUUCACACAAAACAUGUGAACAUUUGCGAAAGUCCGAGGGAGAUUCGUCGUUGGCAUCCACGAUCGUUCAUCGCUUUCCUAUUGGACAAACGAUACUUGCUUUACCCCCUCGACGGAAUUCGAAGAACAAUCUAGAGCCUUAUGAGAUUGUAGGAUACGUAGAAACAAGCUCUAAAUUAAACGUCACACUAAGGAGACUUCUGAGGAGAUCGGAGAUUGAUCAUGCUGUGUCUUGUAGACCAAAUGAGCUUGUGUACACUAAUUUGAUAGACACAAUCUCGGCGCAUAAGCUCGAAAAAGCAUGUCUUGUGCGAUUCUAUACUGAAAAUCAAGUCUCAAGUGGCAGUGUCCCAGCACCUUACUGUAGAGAUGGAGGCUCUAAUGCCUUCAUCAUUACGAAGCGGUUGUGUGACGAUAAUCAGACGCUGGUACCAAUAGAAAGUGAUGCACCCCAAACCCUUAUUCAAGGUUUUGAUCCUCUAGUCCCGCUAAAUCGAAGAGUUCUGAAUGGACUCGAUCUAUUCUGUGGUGGUGGUAAUUUUGGCCGUGGGUUGGAAGAAAGUGGUGUACUGCAUAAUAAAUGGGCUGUCGAUUUGUUCUCAGCAGCAUUGCAAACAUAUGCUGCUAAUUUGAAGAACCCUGAGAAAACCGAUUUAUACUUUGGUUCAGUCAACGAUUUACUAUCUGAGGCCUUUGUGGGAAAUCCACAGUCGCUCAAGAUACCUCUACCAGGUGACGUUGAUGUUAUCAUGGCUGGUAGUCCUUGUCAAGGUUUCAGCAGAAUGAAUUCGAACAAAGGUAAUGAUCAGAGUCUACGGAAUCAGUCCCUCAUCGCAUCUGUUGCUGCAUAUAUUGAUUUUUAUCGCCCCAAGUACGGAUUGCUAGAGAAUGUUCUGAACAUGGCUCAGAAAGGAUUGAGAAGAGACGAAGAUGUUCUCUCUCAACUUAUUUGCACUAUCGUCGGUCUUGGAUACCAGGUACAGCUUUUCUUACUUGAUUCAUGGAGUUUUGGUAGCUCUCAAUCACGAAGUCGAAUAUUUGUCUCAUUUGCAGCCCCUGGUUGUGUUCCACUUGAGCAUCCAGAGCUUUCUCACUCACACCCCCCACACGUUGGCGAACGUGGACUUGGUAAAUUAGCAAAUGGGCAAUCAUUUGGUAGCCGGGUUCAUUGUCCUACUCCGUUUCACUACCGCACUGCUGAACAAUCUGUAGCUGAUCUUCCUUACAUUGGAGAUGGUGCGACUGGUCAUUGCACAAAAUAUCCGGAUCAUGUUUCCCCUCUUACCUUGUCUAGAAAAUAUCGGUCACAAAUCGCAUGCAUUCCCACCCAUCCACGAGGUAUGAGUUUCUCAAAGACAUGGAAUGAAGGCAAUGGUAUAAUGACUAAAGAGGAACGAGACCUUUUUCCAUAUCUAGCCAAGUCAGGGAGAAUCAGAGAAAGCGUUGUCACGGGUUCUAGAGCCUGGGGAAGGAUACAGCCUCACAAAUUAUUUCCUACCGUGCUGGUGGUAAUGAACAUGGAGGACUCCCGCAUGGGGACGAUUUUGCAUUGGGAUCAGCAUAGACGCUUAACAUUACUGGAACUACGUCGCGCGCAGAGCUUUCCUGACGAUGAGGUAAUCAUCGGUAGAAGAGGGGAGCAAAUAAAAAUCAUCGGGAAUAGUGUCGAUAGGACUGUUUCCAUGGCAUUAGGAAUUUCUUUACGAAAAGCUUGGCUAGAGUGUUCACCUGAAGUCGAUAUGCCUAAAAGAAUCGUGAGAGCUAAAACAUCGGUGGCCUCCAGGGAGAGAUCUUCAGAAGUUCCAGUUAGUACCGGCUCUACUGCUUUGGAAGUUAUUAUAAGUCAACGGCCAAAACAUGAGCGAUAUGGUUUGGAGGCACCAAAUCGUGUAUCGAACGGUCCUGUAGCGUUUAACUCGAGCUCAUCGGGUUCAGUUGGUUCAGUUGGUUCCAGUUUGUCUGGUUUUGGCAAAUCGGGUUCAUUUGAUAGUGCUCAAAAAUUUCUAAGCGACAUGUCCAAGAUGCAAAAAAGACGGCAAUCGACUGACCAUGCCAACGAACCCGCUCGUAAAUCUCCAAGAUUGAGCCCAGCAUGGAGUCUUUCAUCAAAAUCAAGAGAACCCGUUGCAAAUUCAACCUAUAAUCUCAAUCCAAUUCUGGAUUCCAAGUCUACAAAACGUUCGGGUCCGAGAAAUAUCACCACACCAAGUACUCAUGAACCUAGAUUAGAGAUUGUUUCUCCUGACUUAUAUUCAGCAUCGCCUCCUUCAAAAAUCAAUUCUCCCUAUCAAUCAAACACACUCAACAUAACCAAUCAUGCGAACAAGCAUUCGCAUUUUCCACAACAUAAUUCUGUCACAAUGGAUGGCAAUAAGGAUGACAACGAAGAUACCAUCUGGGUAGAAUCCGGUCCACGCGUCUCAAAUCUUCUCCAUCGAACUCUGCAUUCCCGCACCACUACAUCCAGAACUGCUAGCAUCCUCAAAAACUCCACAUCAAAUUCCUCGCAUGCCAAAAAGCGCUCUCAAUUCAUUGACCUCACGACAUCCGACAGCGAAGAUCAAAAUCUUAGUGCUACAUGUGUACCACGAUCCUCGCUACAAGUCAUUAUUCCCGCUCCUGUUGAAAUGGAAAAACGUGAUUAUUCUAUUUCUUCUGCCCCCCAAGCACCAGAGAGUAGACUUGCGUCUGGGAUGCAGAAUAUGUAUGUAGCGGUGGAUAAUAGUCAGUUUGAUGCGUAUGCACAGACUCAUCUUUCGAUGAGGAAUGUGGGUGAUAGAUAGGAUGGUGUGUUAAGGGUGAAGAUGAGUAGGGAAGCUUGGGUAGAGGGGUGGAGGAAUGGAGGUGGAGAUGAAAGUGGGAGUGGAAGUGGAGGGUAAUAUUGGAGAGAAAGGGGAAGAGUAUCCAAAAGAGACAGGAGAAGAAGAUAGGGUAUUCCAUCCCAAUCUCAAUCGUAACAAUAUCACUGUUGGAGUUUGCACACAAGGGGUAAGGAGGGGUGCGUUGGGUAUGGUAUUUCAAACUCGUCUGUUAUUGGCAUAUAUGAUAUGUCAAAUGACAUAUGUAGUCAAUACAUAAGGGAUUGUAAUAGACUUCACAUCCAUCUUAUCAUCAGGUAUUAGAUUUUGAUUGAUUUCGACGGACUUGGUAAUGAUGUAAAGUAUCUAGACAGGUAACUUAAUGUAAUUAUAUCA